This is a messenger RNA of Panicum hallii, 1766 nucleotides long. Its product is annotated as NADH-ubiquinone oxidoreductase chain 6. Lineage: Eukaryota; Viridiplantae; Streptophyta; Magnoliopsida; Poales; Poaceae. The record is from RefSeq and is a predicted model, not a curated record. Gene Ontology annotation, molecular function: NADH dehydrogenase (ubiquinone) activity. The coding region runs from base 832 to 1752 and encodes 306 amino acids. The transcript has a single exon.
AGCUGUGACCCGAACCACAGUGCUCAUCAAAGAUGGUAGUGCCUUCUGCAUUGCACUAAAUGAUAAAGCCUAUUUAUUCCUAUGCCUUUCUUGGUAAAAAACCACCUGCGAUUUCAGAUAAGUCUUUCUGCUUAGAGCAAGAAGUGAAACUAAGGUGACACCUAGAAAAAUGAAGGAAGUCAUUUCUUAUUUUUUCCAUAAGAAUAUCGACCUAGCUUCAAUUGCUUCAGUUGGAGCUGCUGUCGGUAUUGGGAUCCUAUUCGUUUUCGCACUCCACAGAUGGAGUGUUCCUUCACUCACCCAGGAACCCAUUCCCCGUCGCAUCUGGGAAUAUGGCAAAGAGCUCAGCUUCUUCCAAAUGAGAAUGUCGACUCCUUGAAUGUCAAUCGAUAUCUCGAGGAAAUUGCGCAUGUCCUCGAAUUUCGAUUUUUUGAUCAACAAGCCAUUGAAUCACUUCCAGGGGGGCACUCCUGGGUGGAGCUUGCGAGGACUGUAAUUUCAAGGACGAUCAGUCCGGAUUUGACCGAUAUCAACAUUCUCGCCUACGCCUAUUGCAUAUUAAUGGAGAAGGGGCAAUCCAAUGAGAUAAUGAUAGAAGCCCUUAAAAUCCAGCUUCUAUGGCUGCAAGGGUUAUCCAUUUCAUAGGCAAGGGUGGGGGAGAAGCAAGCCGAACCUCUGAUCAACCCGGACACGUCCAAAAUUCUCGGCAUCGAGAGAAAGACGAGAUUCAGUAAGUAAUUUAGUGAGUGCUUUCUUUUAUAAGAAGAGCGUCAACUUGGAAGAAGAAAAUGAAAUACGAACAACUGCGCUGGUUGUAAUAGAUCGACUUGAAUGCGUCUUCUUGCUCCAGCAUUCAAGUUCCAUUUCAAGGAAGGACGACGUACCAUGAUACUUUCUGUUUUGUUGAGCCCUGCUUUGGUCUCUGGUUUGAUGGUUGUACGUGCUAAAAAUCCGGUACAUUCCAUUUUGUUUCCCAUCCUAGUCUUUUGCGACACUUCUGGUUUACUUAUUUUGUUAGGUCUCGACUUCUCCGCUAUGAUCUUCCCAGUAGUUCAUAUAGGAGCUAUUGCUGUUUCAUUCCUAUUCGUGGUUAUGAUGUUCAAUAUUCAAAUAGUGGAGAUUCACGAAGAAGUAUUGCGCUAUUUACCAGUGAGUGGUAUUAUUGGACUGAUCUUUUGGUGGGAAAUGUUCUUCAUUUUAGAUAAUGAAACCAUUCCAUUACUACCAACCCACAGAAAUACGACCUCUCUGAGAUAUAUGGUUUAUGCUGGAAAGGUACGAAGUUGGACUAAUUUGGAAACAUUGGGCAAUUUACUUUAUACCUACUAUUCCGUCUGGUUUUUGGUUUCUAGUCUAAUUUUAUUAGUAGCUAUGAUUGGGGCUAUAGUACCGACUAUGCAUAGGACUACAAAGGUGAAAAGACAGGAUGUAUUCCGACGAAAUGCCUUGGAUUCUAGGAGGACUAUAAUGAGGAGGACGACUAUUCAGAACAAAAGGUGCUUCUCCUCCAAAGCGGAGGGCGGGUCAUCCAACAAAAAGGAGGAAUUUGAAUCCUUUUCGUUGGAGCACUCUGACUAUAAAAACUUCCCUGGGUUAAAGGAUCAUAUCGACAAGCUUCUAGAGGUGCUUGAACCCAGGGAGAUCCUAUUCUUAGUUCACUCUUUUCCUAGAGACAUAAUUCUACUCGACAUCUUGUCACCGCUGGAUAUUAAGAAUAUCAUAGCGGCCCUGCACAAGCAGGCAGAAGAGUAGCGAUGGAAAAGCGU